AUGCUCCUCAAUAUCUCAAGGGAUCAACGACUUGCAGAUCCGAAUUUCGACAAACCAGGCACAAUAGAUCUUCUAAUAGGUGCAGGUCUGUUUUGGAACCUAUUAUGCGUUGGACAGAUCAAGAUGUCGAGGGGAAGUCCAAUCUGGCAAAAAACGCAGCUCGGCUGGAUAAUUGGAGGCGAGCUCAUUGACGCUAAACCAAGGGAGGAGGUACCGGAGCUUCGACAACUAACCACACAAGAAAGAUAUUGCGAGGAACAAUUCAUAUCGACACUUUCCAGAGAUCCCACUGGAAGAUUUGUAGUAAGCCUACCCAAAAAUGAGGCAGUCACAAUUGGUAGCUCAAGAGAAGUUGCCUUGCAACGAUUUAAGGCUUUGGAGCGCAGAUUUAAACGGCAACCUAACCUCAAGGAAGAUUAUGUGAGAUUCAUGGAAGAAUACGAGAGACAAGGGCACAUGGAGCCAGUGGAUGGAGAUACUCUAAGCGAAAACGGGUUGACAUGCUUUCUUCCACACCAUUCAGUUUUGAGGCCGGAUCAUCUCACAACAAAGGUGAGAGUGGUGUUCGACGCAUCAGCCAAGACGAGCAGCGGUCGGUCGUUAAAUGAUAUGCUCUUGGCAGGACCGAAUUUACAAAAUGACUUGAUGCACAUAUUGCUAAGAUUUCGAUUGCAUAAAUAUGUAAUAACUGCGGACAUAGCCAUGAUGUUUCGGCAGAUUUUGGCGAACGAGGAGGAUAGAAGACUACAGCUGAUAAUUUGGAGAAAAUCUGAAGAUCUUCCCAUAG
Vollenhovia emeryi is the source of this 787-nucleotide messenger RNA. RefSeq lists its product as uncharacterized. The transcript is spliced from 2 exons. The record is from RefSeq and is a predicted model, not a curated record. The annotation marks the transcript as partial. NCBI's taxonomy places the organism in Eukaryota, Metazoa, Arthropoda, Insecta, Hymenoptera, Formicidae.